AUGCGUUUGACUCAGGCUCUCAUUGCCCUCGUCGUCACUGGCCUCGCCAACGCUCAAAUCCCCAAUGUCCCCUCCUGCUCGCUCCAAUGCUUUCUCAGCUCCCUAACCAACGAUGGAUGCUCCGACCUGACUGACUUCGCCUGUCACUGCGCCAAGCCCCAGCUCCCCAAGGAAAUCACUCCAUGCGUGGAGAAAGCCUGUAGUGAGGCUGACCAGUCCGCCGUCUCCAGCGCCGUCGUCCAGGAGUGCUCCGCCGCCGGCCACCCCAUCUCCCUCCCCCCCGUUGGCGGCAACGUUGGCCGCUCUGAAGUUACCGCUACCGCGUCGUCUGCCUCUUCCUCUGCUGUCGGUGACGCCCCUUCGUCCGUUAUCGCUUCUUCAUCUGCUGCGGUCACCGGCAGCUCUUCCUCGGGCGUUAUCCCCUCGGCUUCUGCAUCAUCUAGCUACUCCGGCUCGGCUAGCCCACCUGCUUUCACCGGCGCUGCUUCGAACAUGAAGUGCUCUCUUGCUGGUGCUGCAGCUGUUGCUGCUGUCGCUGUCUAUGCUGUGUAA
Molecule: messenger RNA, 552 nt
Organism: Aspergillus chevalieri
Lineage: Eukaryota; Fungi; Ascomycota; Eurotiomycetes; Eurotiales; Aspergillaceae
Product: CFEM domain-containing protein
Exons: 2
Coding region: 1-552 (183 amino acids)
Source: RefSeq, a predicted model, not a curated record